This is a messenger RNA of Thermochaetoides thermophila DSM 1495, 1524 nucleotides long. RefSeq lists its product as uncharacterized. The transcript has 6 exons. Gene Ontology annotation, molecular function: monooxygenase activity; oxidoreductase activity, acting on paired donors, with incorporation or reduction of molecular oxygen; heme binding. The record is from RefSeq and is a predicted model, not a curated record. Bases 1 to 1524 code for a protein of 507 amino acids. NCBI's taxonomy places the organism in Eukaryota, Fungi, Ascomycota, Sordariomycetes, Sordariales, Chaetomiaceae.
AUGUUGAGUGAGAUCUUGAUCAGUUUAGGGCUUGCUAUUGCCCUCACAUAUCUCGCACUGGACUUACCCCGGCUACGUCAACAAUGGAGACUGUGGGCCCAUCGCAACGAACUCCCACCAGGACCAAAAUCCAUCAAAACCGGUAUCAAGAAGCCAUGGCUGUGGUUCAAGGAACUGCAUCAGCAGUAUGGAGAUGUCGUGUAUCUGCAGAUGGGCCCAACGCCGACAGUGGUCUUGGGUUCGGCCCAGGCGGCCUGGGACCUCCUUGAGAAGCGCGGCGCCAUAUUCUCCUCACGCCCCCGCUUCAUCAUGGGCAGUGAGCUACUCUCUGGUGGCCUACGCGGUCUGAUGGCGCCGUACUCUCCCUUCUGGAGGCGCUGGAGGAAGCUCCUGCACAGCGGGUUCAUGCAGCGCCAAAGCGAGAUGUACCGUCCGAUUCAAAGUCUGGAGUCGAAGGUGCUUAUGCAAGACCUGCUCCACGACCCAAAGAACUUCCGAGAGCAUCUAGAGCGUUAUGCGGCUUCCGUUAUUGUUACUGUAACUUAUGGCAGGCGAGUGGAGGACGUCAAGACUGACAAGGUCGUCCGCAUGAACGCUGAGUCGAUGACCCGGCUCACUCUUGUUAAUAUUCCAGGCAAAUAUGCCGUCGAACGGUACCCCCUGCUCAAACACGUCCCGAGCUUCCUUGCGCCAUGGAAGCGGGAGGUCCUUGAGCAGCGCAGGAAGGAUAUCGAGAUGUAUACCGGCUUGAUGGAGGAUGUUAAGAAGCGGCUGACUGCUGGAAAGCUGCCGGAUUGCUUCGCCAAGCAUCUUUUGGAUGAGCAGAAGAAUCUGGGCAUGACAGAUCUUGAGAUUGCUUACACUGCCGGGUCGCCAUUUGGUGCUGGUGUUGAGACGUUUGGCCACAGAUUUAUUCCCAAGGCUCAGGAAGAACUUGAUCUGGUUGUUGGCCCCGACAGGCUACCCACGUUCGACGAUCUCAGAAACCUGCCUUACAUCCGGGCCAUCGUCGCUGAGACCCUGAGGUGGCGGCCCGUUGCUGUUUUGGGUGGCACUCCCCAUGCUAGCACCGCCGACGACUAUUAUCGUGGCUGGUUCAUCCCUAAGGGCAGCACGAUCAUUGCCCCUCUAUGGAGCAUCCACCUCAACGAGAAGGACUUCCCCGAGCCGCACGAGUUCCGUCCCGAGCGCUUUCUCGAGCAGCGCAAGUACCCUGGUAACCUGGGCCACAGCGCCUUUGGCUGGGGCCGCCGCAUCUGUCCCGGCAUGCACCUCGGCACAAAUUCUGUUUUGAUCAACACUGCUCGUAUCCUCUGGGGUUUUAACAUCAAGCCUGCUGUCAAUGAGAAGGGGGAGAAAAUUGAUGUCGAUAUCUUUGCCUACUCUGAGGGUUUCAACUCUACUCCUCUCCCCUUUGAGUGUUCGAUCACUCCACGCUCCAAGAAGCAUGCUCAGGUUAUUGAAAGGGAGUAUAAGCAGGCGUAUGAGCAGCUUAGGGUGUACAUGGCGUCGAGCACACUUUAA